Molecule: messenger RNA, 1932 nt
Organism: Trichoplusia ni (cabbage looper)
Lineage: Eukaryota; Metazoa; Arthropoda; Insecta; Lepidoptera; Noctuidae
Product: zinc finger BED domain-containing protein 1-like
Exons: 6
Coding region: 494-1891 (465 amino acids)
Molecular function (GO): protein dimerization activity; nucleic acid binding
Source: RefSeq, a predicted model, not a curated record
CAUGCCUCUAUCUUGCGUAGAAAAAUCAGGAUUGAAAAGAUUUAUGAGCGUCAUUUGUCCACGCUAUAAAAUUCCAUCACGAACUACUAUAACUGGCCUCAUGGAACAACGAUACGCCACUACCAAAGCCAUUUUAAAACAAAAAUUAAGUGAGAUAAAUAAUAUUGCUUUAACAAGUGAUAUAUUAACUCUUAUUAACUCGACACGAAGUUUCAUCGUAGUGACAGCACAUUUUCUUAACACAGCUAAUAACUGCACUCCUGAGCAUGAGAUGGUGACAUUGACAGCACGAAGAAUGUAUCAGGUACAGCUUGGCAAAAAAGUCUUGAAACGGUACUAAAAUAUUUGAUCACUGGCAACACUCUUUUUAUCAAAUGUCAAUCAUGUCAAGUUAGUACUUGUUGUGUCAUAACAUAAAUCCUCGUGAUCGUUUUCAUGUUGUUUUAUGCGUAAUUGCGUUAUUUUGGUGAUUAAGUGACAAAUAGUGUGCAAAAUGAAUAGGUCUGUCAUCCGUAGCUCCGCCAGAGAGAUUAUUUAUAAAGUUUAUAAGAGAUGUUUAGCAGAAUCCGAAGCCGGACAGUAUUUAUCCGAUCUCAACGAUGUUUAUAAAAGAACUGCCGAAAUGACUGGUAAAUCUGUCAGUACUAUAAGACGAAUCGCAUUGGAAGGACAACGAAAUAAAGGUGUUUUUUCCACACCAGGAAAGCAUAGAGCGGGACGGCCUAGAAAAGACUUGGACGACUUUGAUUUGUGUGCGAUCAGACAAAAAAUUCAAUUCUUUUACACUGUGAAAAAGAUCGCGCCAACUCUACGAAACCUGUUACCUGUGGUUAGAGAAGACCUCCAAUUUAGCGGAAGCCGUGAACACUUACGAAAAGUUUUAAUAAAACUGGGCUUUAAGUACAGAAAAUGCCAAUCCGACAGACAAGCUCUGAUGGAAAAGCCAAAUAUUGCAGCAAAGCGUGAGGUUUAUCUGGAAAAGAUUAUCGAAAAUAGAAAUUUACCAGAUGACUUGAGAAAGGAUAUUAUUUAUCUAGACGAGAGCUAUGUCCAUACAUCCUACAAAUUAAAGAAAUGCUGGCAAUCCAUUGACAUACAUGGAAUAAAAGAAAAUGUGUCCAAAGGCAAGAGGUAUAUAAUUAUACAUGCAGGGAGUGAAAAUGGAUUCGUACCAAAUGCUCUUUUAAUAUUUAGUGGGAAAAAUAAAAAUGAAGACUACCACUCCGAAAUGAAUAAAAAUAAUUUCACAAAAUGGGUUACAGAAAAAUUAAUACCAAAUGUUCCUAAACCUUCUAUUAUAGUAAUGGAUAACGCCCCCUACCAUUCAGUAGUUCGCAAUAAAGCUCCCACUUCUGCAUCAAAAGUCAGUGAAAUAAAGCUGUGGUUGUCAGAGAACAAUAUACCAUUUUCUGAUACAACAAGAAAGCCAAAUCUGUUGAUGCUUGUCAAACAACACAAACCGGAGCCCAUCUAUGAAAUAGAUGAUCUUUUAAAUAGACAUGGUCACACAGUUGUAAGGCUCCCACCUUACCAUUGUGACCUUAACCCAAUUGAACUAGUGUGGGGCAUUGCAAAACAAAAAAUUGCAUCGCACAAUGUCGGAUCUGUUGACAUCAAGGCAGUAGCUGAACAAGCGUUUCAGAGUAUAUCUACUAAUGACUGGAGAAAUUCAUGCCAACACGUCAUGAAAAUAGAGAGAGAAUAUUACGAACGGGGGCGAACUCUGUAUGACGAUAUUGAAAGAAUUAUCAUAAACCUUCAAGAUGAAAGCAGCAGUACUGAAUCAAGUGAAGAUAGCCAGCAGACUGUUGAUGAAGACUCGCCCCAAAAUUCUGAUGAAGACUGUUCUGGCGUGGAGUAUUUAGAUGAAAGCAUUUUUGAUUCUGAUUAACAUAAAAUAUGCAAUUGAAUUAAUAAAACUUUUACACAUUA